Molecule: messenger RNA, 3861 nt
Organism: Oreochromis niloticus (Nile tilapia)
Lineage: Eukaryota; Metazoa; Chordata; Actinopteri; Cichliformes; Cichlidae
Product: guanine nucleotide-binding protein G(s) subunit alpha
Exons: 12
Coding region: 1607-2782 (391 amino acids)
Biological process (GO): sensory perception of chemical stimulus; adenylate cyclase-activating dopamine receptor signaling pathway
Cellular component (GO): cytoplasm; heterotrimeric G-protein complex
Molecular function (GO): beta-2 adrenergic receptor binding; corticotropin-releasing hormone receptor 1 binding; G-protein beta/gamma-subunit complex binding
Source: RefSeq, a predicted model, not a curated record
AGUUUCUCCGUCCCGGAAAACUUGACCACGGUUCGUCGUUCCCAGGGUUCCGUGAGAGCCGUUUGCCCCACCCCACCUCUACAACGCUAUCUAUCUCAAUGUUCAAUUCUCAGAGAAAAAAAAAGGUGGGCAAAAAUAAUUCAGGGUAACACAGCAAAGAAACGAGUCUCACCUCCCCGACCGGUUCAUCGGAGCAACCGCGGCCUGUCGGCGGUUAAAAAUGACAGCGUCGCCGUUGGACCAGUGAUUGAAAACACCGCGGUAUGUUCAUGUAUCAUGCACAUGUAACCAUAAUCUACCAUACGGAUUCAAAAGGAAUACAAAAAUCCGAGAGACUUGACAGCGCCUUGUACCUGCGCCAAACGGGAAAAUAACGGAGGAUUUUCCACGAAUAUCACCUGGAUAUCGCGCUAUAUUCAAGGACAUCCAGCUGCCAAACACCGCCUUAGCUCGGCCCCGGAGAAGCUUUCCGAUGUGAGGAGAAAUACAAAUUGACGUUACGGAGAGAAAAAGGACGGAGAAGGGGCCUCGUUUCUUUCCCCCCCUUUUUUCUUUUCUUUUUUCUUUUUUCCUUUUUUCUUUUCUUUGGGGGGUGGGGGGGUUCUCGUGAAACCCUCCGAAAAAAAGCCAAGCACCAGCAUCUACUUAAGGGGGAGAGGAAAUAAUUUGGACAUCGGCUAAAAACGGGAUCUUAUUGAUAAGGCUCCUAUAUAAUGUGACUGUUGUGGUGGAGACAGAAGCCCCGGUUGUAGCCUGAUGAUUCACAUGCCGUCAUUUUAAGAGGAAAUAUUUAUUUUUUAAUUUCUCCCCAUCCGCCCUGUUAAUGUGCUUUUUUUCCUGGCCAGCCUGAGAUAGGAUUUCAAAUAAUAACCUGAAAUUAUAUUUAAAGGGAGAGUCGAUGGAAAAAAAGAAAACGGGGCUCUUUUUGGUUGUGAGUGGAAAUGAAUUGAACGGCAGAGUGAGGCAUCUGCCAAAGAUGGGCUCCGGAGGAGACAUUUGCUGAGGAAGAUUUAACAUCAAAGCGUGAGAAAAUAUACAUACGUGUAUAUUUAAAACAAAGGAGGAAAAGAAGGGGGGGUAAAAAAUACAUUUAAGGAAGCUGGACCCCACCACCAGCACCACCGCCACCCCUAGACGCUCAUUCAUGUGCAGCCAGAAGCUGGAAAUUUUACAUCCACUCUCAUAUCAAUGUUGAUGACUUCAUUGCGGAUUUACAGUGGGGGAAAAAUACAGGAAUCAAGCAUCUGAGAAGGGCGGCAUCGUAGCUCUGCUCCGUUCUGACUGAUCUGUUGCUGAUAAAUUGCCAGUAAAUAUCCACAUCCCCCCCACCCCAUCCCCUCCUCCACACAUACACAUUGUGCCAAAGCCUGGUGAAGCUCACCGUCUACUACCUGGCGUCUACUUCUGCAUCUGGCAACAUACAUGUCACCCAUUUUGAGCCAGGUGUUCCUCUCUUGGGCCAGUCUAGGAAUUUGGGAUUGAUUUAAAAAAAAAAAAAAAAAACCCUCUCUUUUCUCAUCAUCACCGUCUUCUUUCACCCACCUACCCCAACCAAAUCAACCGCCCUGCCUCCAAACCCUGAACCUGCUACUGGGUUUUUGGGAAGAUGGGCUGCCUUGGCAAUAGUAAGACUGAAGACCAACGAAAUGAGGAGAAGGCACAGAGGGAAGCCAACAAAAAGAUUGAGAAGCAGCUCCAAAAAGACAAACAGAUAUACCGGGCAACUCACCGGCUACUGCUGUUGGGGGCUGGUGAAUCCGGGAAAAGUACGAUAGUCAAACAGAUGCGAAUAUUGCACGUUAAUGGCUUCAACGCAGAGGAGAAAAAACAGAAAAUUCAUGAUAUUAAAAACAACAUUAAAGAAGCUAUAGAGACGAUUGUGGCGGCCAUGAAUACGCUCACACCUCCUUGCCAGUUAGCCUGUCCUGAGAACCAGUCUCGGAUUGAUUAUGUCCUGAACCUAGUAAACCAGAAGGAUUUUGAUUUUCCUACACUUUUGUCUUUUCAGGAGUUUUACGACCACGCAAAAAUCCUCUGGCAAGACGAGGGUGUGCGGGCAUGCUGGGAAAGGUCCAACGAAUAUCAACUCAUCGACUGCGCACAAUACUUCCUAGACCGGAUUGAUGUGGUCAGGCAGAAUGACUACACACCCACUGAUCAGGACCUGCUAAGAUGCAGAGUACUGACAUCUGGGAUCUUCGAGACAAGAUUUCAAAUAGACAAAGUUAAUUUCCAUAUGUUCGACGUUGGAGGUCAGAGGGAUGAACGGCGAAAGUGGAUCCAGUGUUUUAAUGAUGUGACAGCUAUCAUCUUUGUGGUGGCGAGUAGCAGCUACAACAUGGUGAUCAGAGAAGAUAAUCAGACUAACAGACUACAGGAAGCCCUCAAUCUUUUCAAGAACAUUUGGAACAACAGGUGGCUACGGACCAUUUCUGUAAUCCUCUUCCUGAACAAACAGGACCUGCUUGCUGAGAAGGUUUUGGCAGGAAAAUCUAAAAUUGAGGAGUAUUUCCCGGAGUUUGCACGCUACACUACGCCUGAUGAUGCAAUACCGGAGCCAGGUGAAGAUCCCCGUGUUACCAGGGCAAAGUACUUCAUACGGGAUGAAUUUCUGGUGUGUACAAAAGUCAAAGAGAGGAUCAGCACAGCCAGCGGAGACGGGCGGCAUUACUGUUAUCCCCACUUCACCUGUGCGGUCGACACAGAAAACAUCCGCCGCGUCUUCAAUGACUGUCGCGACAUCAUACAGAGGAUGCACCUACGGCAGUACGAGCUCUUGUGAUUGGCAGCGGUGUCCAAUCCUACUUAACUACCUACCAUCAUACCUAGCUAAACACCCCCUCCCGACCAGUUAGCCAAUCACUCAUCCACUUCCCACCAACUUCACCUAACAUCUGAGCAAGCGACUGAGCGCCUUGCCCUCCCCUCCACUCCGAUACAGCUUCUCCUGAUAAACACAACUGCAGAAAAACUGAACAACGGAAAGACUCUUUUCAAAACAAAGGAAACGUUGUUACAGAUACACCACAUCAUCAACUAUCAGCCUGGACUGACUGCUGUACUCAGCUACACUUUGACCCAGGAAAGAGGGUCAGGACUGGAAUCCCUGAGUGUAGGCGAACUCUCCUUUUAGCUCUCUCUCAGUUAAAUGAACACACACACUCACAGGUACACAAACACACACAGACAUGACAGACGACUUCAGAUAGGUUUUAAUACCGCAGUAAGACGCAUACACUCUCACAGAGCCUUUCAAAAGUCAAGUUCUACUGCUUUCCAAAGUCAGCAGAGGCUAAAUUGAAUAAUGCCUUCUGAGAGGGACGAGUUUAUUCACCUAGUGCUGAACACGAAGGAAGAGAAUGGCGGAGAGCGAGGGUGGCAAAAUGUUACAGAGGAGGGCUGUUUUGUGCCCAGGGAUGGUCAGAUGGACUAAUUGACUAAUGGCUGCCUGCGGACGUGAGCGUGACUUGAACAGAAGACCACACGGCUCUUCAAGAAUCCAACCAAGGAGGGAUGCAGAAAACAACAACAACAACAGAAAAAAAUAAAAAUAAAUAAGAUGAAUAUCAUACAAUGCAUAAACUCAUGCAUACCAGUGAACUUCAUGCAGUGCAAAAAAUCCAAGCUAUAUAUAUAGAUAUUUAUAUAUGUGUGUAUAUAAAUAUGUAUAUAUAUAUAUAUAAAUAUAUAAAUAUAAAUAUUAUAUAUUCCUGUAAUAACGCAAUUCAACUUUUAAGUUUUUGUUAGUUUUUACCCCAUGUUGUGUGUUGGUGUACACUGUGUGUGAGAUCUGCCUUUGUGCACCAUUUAAACCUCCAACAGACACACACACACACACACACACACACACAUAUAUAUAUA